AAUCAGAACUUUGAUGUUUGGAUAUGCAAAUACAUAAGAAUUAAGUGGUAUAUCUGUAAACGCCCCUAUUAUUUACUGAUAUCAGCACUCUCUCGCAGCUCCACCGACCGCAAAGUCGACGAUCCCGAGCUUCUGGAAGCGAUUCGCUUAACAAUAAUCAACAAUCUUCUCCAAUACCAUCCAGAAUCCAGUAGCAAGUUGGCCAUGGGAGCGGCGUUCGGCAUCGAGCCGCCGGAGGAGCAGAUCGACGUCGAUAUUGCGACGCACGUGAAUAUUUACGAUGACGGACCGAACCGAAGCUUGCUGGUCGUCGACACAGCGGACCGGCCGGGGCUGCUCAUCGACCUGGUGAAGAUCAUCACGGACAUCAAUGUAACGGUUCAGUCCGGGGAGUUUGAUACUGAGGGGCUGUUGGCAAAGGCCAAAUUUCAUGUGAGUUACAGAGGUGAAGCUGUCAGCAAGAAUCUGCAGCUGGUUCUGGCGAACAGUCUGAGGUAUUAUUUGAAGAGGCCGACCACAGAGGAAGCAAGUUUUUAAUUUUAAUCUUCUCAA
Molecule: messenger RNA, 552 nt
Organism: Phalaenopsis equestris
Lineage: Eukaryota; Viridiplantae; Streptophyta; Magnoliopsida; Asparagales; Orchidaceae
Product: ACT domain-containing protein DS12, chloroplastic-like
Exons: 2
Cellular component (GO): chloroplast thylakoid membrane; chloroplast stroma
Source: RefSeq, a predicted model, not a curated record